UGUAAUUCACGCGGCCGGCCUUCACAGAUUCGCACGAGGAAUCUUGUUGUCGACUUUUAAAGGGCAUUUAACGGCGCUCAAAGCAACGCUAAACCACUCAUUUAUGUUUUGGAUAUUUCGUUUUUAAACGACCUGGUGGGAAAUGGCCACUUUUGAGUCUCUCGGGCUGUGUGAGUGGUUGAUCCAGCAGUGUAAGCAGAUGGGAAUCAGCCGACCGACCCCGGUUCAGGAGAAAUGCAUCCCUGCCAUAUUAGAGGGUCGGGAUUGCAUGGGCUGUGCAAAAACGGGAAGUGGUAAAACGGCAGCAUUUGUUCUUCCAGUGCUGCAGAAGUUGUCUGAGGACCCUUAUGGAGUUUUCUGCUUGGUGUUAACACCCACAAGGGAGCUUGCUUACCAGAUCGCAGAACAGUUCCGAGCAUUAGGGAAGCCAAUGGGCCUGAAGGACUGUAUCAUUGUGGGAGGAAUGGACAUGGUCACUCAGGGCUUGGAGUUGUCGAAAAAGCCACAUGUUGUUGUGGCCACACCGGGACGACUUGCUGAUCAUAUCCGAAGCUCUGACACAAUUAGCCUGAACAGAAUCCAAUUUCUAAUCCUGGAUGAAGCUGACCGACUCUUAGAGCAGGGCUGCACAGAUUUCACUAAAGAUCUAGAGGUCAUUCUCAGUGCUGUGCCUGCAAAACGUCAGACACUGCUGUUCAGCGCCACGCUCACGGACACGCUGCAACAGCUGCAGAGCAUCGCCAUGAACAGGCCCUUCUUCUGGGAACACAAAUCAGACGUGCAGACGGUUGAAGAAUUGGAUCAGAGAUUUAUCCUCACUCCUGAGAAAGUCAAAGAUGCUUACCUGGUCCAUCUCAUCCAAAAGUUCCAGGAUGAACACGAUGAUUGGUCUAUCAUGAUAUUCACCAACACGUGCAAGAACUGUCAGAUACUCACAAUGAUGCUGCGUGAAUUCAAUUUCCCAACCAUCUCCCUGCACUCAAUGAUGAAGCAGAGACAGCGUUUUGCCAACCUUGCAAAGUUCAAGUCUAACGUAUUUAAAAUUCUCAUAGCCACAGAUGUUGCUGCAAGGGGUUUGGAUAUUCCUACAGUGCAAGUUGUUAUUAAUCACAACACACCCGGUUUGCCAAAAAUCUACAUCCACAGAGUGGGACGAACCGCUCGAGCCGGCCGAAAUGGUGUAGCAAUCACACUAGUGACACAGUAUGACAUCCAUCUGAUCAGUGCCAUUGAGGAACAGAUCCAGGCGAAGCUGAGUGAGUUUCCUGUUGAAGAAAAAGAGGUGUUGAAGACCCUCACGCAAGUCAAUGUAACAAGACGACAGUGUGAAAUUAGACUGGAAUCCACUGAUUUUGACGAGAAAAAGAAGAUAAACAAAAGAAAGCAAAUGAUUCUGGAUGGGAAAGAUCCAGAUUUGGAAGAAAAAAGAAAACAAGAACAAGAGAAGAUCAGAAGACAAAAGAAGAAACAGAAUAGAAAAAAGGAGGCGAAAAAACACAGUGCAAAACCGAUGGCAGUGGAUUCUUGAAGUGUUGAUAUUGUAACAUUAAGAUGUGCGUAUAUAUAGCGUAAAAGUGCCAUAAUCCAAUGUAUAAAAUAAUAUGUAAUCAGUAUUCCAAAAUAAACUGCAUUUUAUGAGCGA
Messenger RNA from Cyprinus carpio (common carp), 1642 nucleotides. RefSeq names its product DEAD (Asp-Glu-Ala-Asp) box polypeptide 49 (gene ddx49). Gene Ontology annotation, molecular function: RNA helicase activity; nucleic acid binding; ATP binding. NCBI's taxonomy places the organism in Eukaryota, Metazoa, Chordata, Actinopteri, Cypriniformes, Cyprinidae. The transcript has 13 exons. The record is from RefSeq and is a predicted model, not a curated record. The coding region runs from base 143 to 1528 and encodes 461 amino acids.